Molecule: messenger RNA, 1039 nt
Organism: Carlito syrichta (Philippine tarsier)
Lineage: Eukaryota; Metazoa; Chordata; Mammalia; Primates; Tarsiidae
Gene: C1QB
Product: complement C1q B chain
Exons: 4
Coding region: 170-928 (252 amino acids)
Molecular function (GO): protein binding
Source: RefSeq, a predicted model, not a curated record
AGCAGGCCCCAGGCUCCUGGCCUCACUGCUGCUGGCCCAGCGGCGCCACCGGACACCAGCUUCCCAGAAUCUCAGGAAUUCCUGGAUGACGGUGACAUCAACACAGUAGAGGGCACUGACCAAGCACUUCUGACCUGCCAGGCUCUGCGGGGGCAGGUGACGCACUGUGAUGAUGAAGACCCCAUGGGGUGGCGUCCCAGGGCUGCUGCCACUGCUGCUCCUGGGUCUGCUCAAUGUCUUCCAGGCCCAGAGCAGCUGCCCCGGAGACCCGGCCAUCCCUGGCAUCCCGGGCAUCCCUGGGGCACCCGGCUCUGAUGGUCAACCUGGGACCCCAGGGACAAAGGGAGAGAAAGGCCUCCCAGGGCUAGCUGGAGACCAUGGUGAGUUCGGAGAGAAGGGGGACCCAGGGAUUCCCGGGAAUCCAGGAAAAGUCGGCCCCAAGGGUCCUGUUGGCCCGAAAGGUACCCCAGGCCCUCCUGGACCCCCCGGCCCAAAGGGGGAAUCGGGAGACUACAAGGCCACCCAGAAAAUCGCCUUCUCGGCCCUGAGAACCACGAACAGUAUCUUGCGACGGGACCAGACCAUCCGCUUCGAGACCGUGGUCACCAACACCAACAACAACUACGAGCCCCGCAGCGGCAAGUUCACCUGCAGGGUGCCCGGCCUCUAUUACUUCACCUACCACGCCAGUUCCCGUGGCAACCUGUGCGUCAACCUGGUCCGGGGCCGCGAGCGCAUGCAGAAGGUGGUCACCUUCUGCGACUAUGCCUACAACACCUUCCAGGUGACCACGGGUGGCGUAGUCCUCAAGCUGGAGCAGGGGGAAAGCGUCUUCCUGCAGGCCACCGACAAGAACUCCCUGCUGGGCAUCGAGGGCGCCAACAGCAUCUUCUCUGGGUUCCUGCUCUUCCCAGAUGUGGAGGCGUGACCCAGGGGGCUGUGCUCGCCCAGCCAGCCUGGCCUCCAGGAACUCCCUGCCUGGCCAGAGUGCUCUGGGAACGCUGCUGAAUGAGUCAAUAAACUCUUCUAGGCUGAGGGA